This is a messenger RNA of Colletotrichum fioriniae, 1602 nucleotides long. The record is from RefSeq and is a predicted model, not a curated record. NCBI's taxonomy places the organism in Eukaryota, Fungi, Ascomycota, Sordariomycetes, Glomerellales, Glomerellaceae.
AUGUCUGGGCCUUCAUCUGGCUUUUUCGUGAAGAUGGGGCUCAUCCCUGAUGCCGUUACCCCGGCGUCCUUCCUGUCAUGGCAGUCUGCAGCUACGCUCCUCGUCAUUUGGAUCACCUAUUGUCUAGGUCGUGCCAUCUACAAUGUCUCGCCUUUGCACCCCCUCAGCAAGUUUCCCGGCCCCAAGCUGGCUGCAGCAUCUUAUGCCCCUGAGUGCUGGUACGAUUUCGUGAAGAAGGGGCGAUACACCUAUGAGAUUGUCAAGAUGCACCAAAUUUACGGUACGGGAAAUCAUGUCGUCGUAAGACUGAAGCUCACAAGGGACAGACAUCGGCUGAUGGACAAGAACCUAGGACCUAUUGUCCGCAUCAACCCUGACGAGGUGCACUGCAACGACAUCCGCUUCACCGACGAAGUCUACGCCAUCAACGGUAGAAAACGAGACAAGCACAUCCACCACAUGAUCAACUUACCAGACCCCGCAACCUUCGCCACAUUUGGCACGAUCGACCACGAUCUCCACCGCAGACGGCGAGCCGCCGUCGGCAAGUUCUUCUCCCGGCAGCAGAUGCUCAAGCUCGAGCCGCAAGUCCACGCAUCGGCGCAGAAACUCUGCGACAAGCUUCUCUCGUUUGCCGGUGCGGAUGGCGAGAUCGUGCCCCUGCAAGACGCCUAUAGCUGUUUUACCACGGACGUGAUUACCGAGUACUGCUUUGGCGAGUCGUUUGGAUUUCUUGAGCAGAAGGAGUGGACGCCUAAUUAUCGUGCUGCUGUUUACGGGGCAACGGUGAUCAAUAACCAAGCACCACAGACCGUCAUCCCAGCCCUCGUAAAAAAGGCUAGAGACCGCAAAGCCACAGGCACAGAUACCAAUACCCGCCCCAACGUCUUCGCCGCUUUAUUCAACUCCGACCUCCCGCCGGAAGAAAAGACGAUUCCAAGACUCACGUCCGAGGGGGCCAUAAUGAUAACCGCGGGAACGGAAACGACAAGCUACACGCUCACACUCAUCAGCUUCCACCUCCUCUCGAACCCCACAAUCCUGGAUAAGUUGACGCGAGAACUGCAAGAAGCAGUCAAGGAUCCGAAGCAGUUGCCAAACUGGCCCAUAUUGGAAACACUCCCGUACCUGACUGCUGUCAUCUCUGAAGGUCUGCGAUUGGCGCCUGGUGGAUCGAUGCGCACUGGGAGAGUUGCUACCGAGGAGGAUCUUGUCUAUCGCGGGCAAUGGAAGCCCGAAAGGUCGGAUGUCGAUGUCGAUGUGUGCCAUGUCAUUCCCCGUGGAUGGGCGGUUAGUAUGAGCGCCAUCAUCUCCCAUCUUGACGAGAGGGUGUUUCCCAACGCCAAGGAGUUUAUACCAGAGCGGUGGAUCGAUGAGAAUGGUCAGAGGAGGAGGGAGUUGGAGGCUGGGUUCAUUCCCUUUUCCAAAGGAACUCGUCAACUCGCAUACUCUGAGCUUUACAUUGCUUUGAGUUCAUUGGUGCUGAGGGUCUUUCCGCGUAUGCAGCUGUACGAUACUACUUUGCGCGAUGUUGAGUACGAUCACGACCUUGGCGUGCCGAUUCCCGCGACCGAGAACGGCGUGAAGGUCAAGAUUGUUUAA